Molecule: messenger RNA, 1173 nt
Organism: Cajanus cajan (pigeon pea)
Lineage: Eukaryota; Viridiplantae; Streptophyta; Magnoliopsida; Fabales; Fabaceae
Source: RefSeq, a predicted model, not a curated record
AUGGCCCUCAAACCUGGACCCUUUGUUGACAGUCUUUGCCGACAUCAACCAGCCAGCAUGGACGAACUGAGAGCGCGCGCUGCCGGUUACAUCCAAAUGGAAGAGCAUGCUGAGUUCUGUAAUAAUAUCCGGGAUGGCCUUGCCGUCAAGGGCGAGUCCAGUAGUAAGGAGAAGCAAAAGAGUCACUUCGAUCAAAGAUCCAAGAGACCUCGUCAAGCACGAGGUCCCAGGCUGGUCACCUUGGCCAAUAUGUCCAACGUGGUCAAGCUUCCCGCGGGGGGUUCCGAGGACGCGGCAGAGGGCGAGGACGAUAUUCAAACCGAUAUCAAGGACGCUCCCAAAGUUACCAAGGCCGAUUUGAGCAAGGUAACUAUCAACAAGCACCCAUACACGAAGAAAACAAACCCAGUGAAAACAGUGCCGAUCCAUAGCACGGGGACAAAUCCUCUACCGACAAUAACCUGCGAGGAGUCAUUAAUACCAUUGCGGGGGGGCUUCGCCGGAGGUGGAAGUUCUAACUCCGCCAGAAAGUGGCACCUACGUAACGUUCACAAUAUCAAUGAUCACCACAACUCGGACAUCAAAACGAGUCCAUCAACUCCUCCCAUUGUCUUCACCGAUGAUGAUUAUGAAGGCAUAAGUCUAAACCAAGACGAUCCCAUGGUCAUCUCAGUCGAAGUGGCUAACUGGGAAGUUCAGAAAACAUUGAUUGACCAAGGUAGCUCUGCCGAUGUGCUGUAUUGGCCUACUUUCUUGAAGCUUGACAUCCCUCAUAAUAUGAUCCAACCAUAUUCUGAGCCUCUCGUCGGUUUCGCAGGUGAGCGAGUUCACACUCGUGGUUUCAUUGAAUUGCUAACCUCUUUUGGUACAACUCAGAAUUCAAAGAGAGUGCUGGUGAAGUAUUUGUUAGUUGAUGCCGUCACCUCCUACAAUAUUUUCAUUGGGAGACCAACAUUAAAUCAGUUAGGAGCAAUUGUGUCAACACCCCAUUUGACUAUGAAAUUCCCGGGCACAGACGGACGUAUAAUAACUAUCAAAGCUAAUCAGCAAAUAGCAAGGAGAUGUUAUGCCGAGAGCUUAAGGAUUGCCCCUACCAGUCUUCAACCCGAGAAGUCAAAUUCUUCUGUAGUAGCCCAUCUCGGAACAAGGGAAAUGGCUGACCUGGAUCCCUGA